AUGGACAGAAAAAGAGAGAAGAGGGCGACGCACGGAGAUAGGAGAAAGAACUGGAGAGCCGAGAGAGACCGUUACAAGAGAGAAAGGGCAAGAGAAGACAGGUCGAGAAGACAGAGGAGCAGAGUUAAGAGAGAGAAGAAGGAGAGACGCGAAGAGAGCCAGCGAGGGCAGAUUACAAGUGAGAGCGAAGCAGAGCAGGACGAGCGAGAGAGAGAGCAUAACGCCGAGAGCAUGAGAAAGCGAGAGCUGAGACGAGACAGAGAGAGAAGGAGAGACAUGAAGAGAGACGAGAUAGAGAAGUUGAGUAACGAGGAGGUGAGGGACAGGAGGCCCCUGGACUCUGUGGAGGAGGUGAGGGACAGGAGGCCCCUGGACUCUGUGGAGGAGGUGAGGGACAGGAGGCCCCUGGACUCUGUGGAGGAGGUGAGGGACAGGAGGCCCCUGGACUCUGUGGAGGAGGUGAGGAACAGGAGGCCCCUGGACUCUGUGGAGGAGGUGAGGGACAGGAGGCCCCUGGACUCUGUGGAGGAGGUGAGGGACAGGAGGCCCCUGGACUCUGUGGAGGAGGUGAGGGACAGGAGGCCCCUGGACUCUGUGGAGGAGGUGAGGGACAGGAGGCCCCUGGACUCUGUGGAGGAGGUGAGGGACAGGAGGCCCCUGGACUCUGUGGAGGAGGUGAGGGACAGGAGGCCCCUGGACUCUGUGGAGGAGGUGAGGGACAGGAGGCCCCUGGACUCUGUGGAGGAGGUGAGGGACAGGAGGCCCCUGGACUCUGUGGAGGAGGUGAGGGACAGGAGGCCCCUGGACUCUGUGGAGGAGGUGAGGGACAGGAGGCCCCUGGACUCUGUGGAGGAGGUGAGGGACAGGAGGCCCCUGGACUCUGUGGAGGAGGUGAGGGACAGGAGGCCCCUGGACUCUGUGGAGGAGGUGAGGGACAGGAGGCCCCUGGACUCUGUGGAGGAGGUCUUAAUCCAGGGUCAGACUCUGAAGUCCCUCACCCUCGCCCUCGAGGGGAAGGGCCUUGUGUCAAACAACAAAGUGAAGCAAUUACCCAAACAGGGAUCAAACCUGCAGCUGUUUACUAUGCCGUUCACACUCUCCCCAGACGCUUCCCACGCGGCUAUAAAUAACAGUUAUCGCACCGACUGA
Molecule: messenger RNA, 1149 nt
Organism: Knipowitschia caucasica
Lineage: Eukaryota; Metazoa; Chordata; Actinopteri; Gobiiformes; Gobiidae
Source: the annotation of a GenBank genome assembly